GGUCGAUUUUGGGAAAGUGACUCAAGUUCGUCUACCAAAAAUAACGGAGCGAAGGAGUGAUACCGUGACUAACCGUAGUCUAUCGCUUUUACGGUACCAUGCACCAAUCGGAGACCCCCGUUGGUUCCUCAAUCAAUGCAAUAACGCCCUUUAUCGCUCCUAAAUAUCAGUUAUCGGUUUGCACAUCUCAUUUUUUAACCUUGAGAAGCAAUGAUUAGUACGAACCGGACGACAUACGACUCGGGCACACCUAUUUCUACUGUGUUUUCCUUUCCUCCCGCACCUUCGGUGCAGGGUGAACCAGGCAACCCUCAGGCCCGGCAAACAACCUCAAGUUCGAAGGAACCACAUUGUGCAAAAGCCACUCGUCUAAAUACCUGGUACUUCGGCGCAAAAACUGUCUUCAACAACAAUACUGGACUGCUGUUGAUUGCGGCCUCGCAGGCCUUCUUUUCGUUGAUGAACGUGUUUGUGAAGAAGCUGAGUAGCUUGGAAGAUUCGGUUCCUGCCUUAGAGUUGAUUGUUGUACGAAUGAUUAUGUUAACUUGGAUAUGUUGUGUAUCAUACAUGCUCGUGACGAGGGUGCCAGAUCCGUUCAGAGGGCCGAAAGGUGUUCGAAUCCUCCUGAUACUUCGAGGGCUGUUUGGCUUUUUCGAUCUCUUCGGCUUGUAUUUUUCGUUGCAGUACCUUUCCUUAUCGGAUGCCACCAUCUUGACCUUCUUGACUCCGAUGUGUACUGCAAUCGCGGGAGCACUCACCCUGAACGAAAAUCUUCAACUAAAGCAGCUUGUCGCAGGAUUUUUGAGUUUGGUUGGAGUUGUGCUCAUUGCCCGACCAAAGUUUCUCUUUGGUGAGCACGCUCACAAGGGUCAGGGGGACCGUUCUGGUAGGGCGGUCACUGCCACUCAGAGACUCAUUGCGGUCGGGGUGUCUCUUCUUGGUGUGUGUGGCGCGACGGGAGCUUAUACGACAAUCCGAGCCAUCGGUAAGAGGGCGCAUGCCAUGCAUAACCUUGUGUCCUUCUCUACCCAAUGCGUUAUCGUCACGCCAAUCAUGAUGAUUGUGUCUCAGACUCCCAUAGGAAUACCGAAGAAUUUCGCAUUUAUCACGAUGCUAGCCUUGAUCGGGAUCUUUGGAUUCAUCGGACAGUUUCUCCUUGUACUUGGUCUACAACGUGAAACCGCCGGUCGCGGGACCAUGGCUAUCUAUAUCGACAUCGUAUUUGCAGUCGCAUUCGAAUAUCUCUUCUUCCGCAUCGUGCCUCCUCCCUUAUCCGCCUUGGGUAUCAUCAUCAUUCUCUCCGCUGCCAUAUACGUCGCUGUAACGAAGGAGAAUACAAACGGGAUGCAACAUAAAUACACAAACAUUGCUAGUGAAGAAGACAUUGCCAUCGAAGAAGGGUUCAUCGCAAAUGAUGAUGUGGAUAAUGUGGCGGAGAGCAUGACAUAAUGUGCGGCACAGGUGCAUAUGACUCUACGCAACGUACUUGAGAGGGAAAAAUAUUAUGCAAAUAGAUCUUCGUUCAUACAUCUUCAACUAAGCAUCUUUCUCAACGCAAUCAUUCAACGCCCUGGUUCGUUAUCGAAUGCCUUGCGAACGAAUUCGACGUAAAACGCGAUGCAACUUCCACGAGGCAAUUGCAAGGUUUCUUGGUCCAUCGUAAAUGAUACGGACUUCCUUCAAGGAUGAAUACUUCGGAUCGGAGUACGUUCGAUCCAUGUGCAAAUAAUGUUUCAACCGCCUC
Messenger RNA from Somion occarium, 1744 nucleotides. Lineage: Eukaryota; Fungi; Basidiomycota; Agaricomycetes; Polyporales; Cerrenaceae. The record is from the annotation of a GenBank genome assembly.